Messenger RNA from Caenorhabditis elegans, 1476 nucleotides. It is a transcript of the gene tdpo-1, whose product is annotated as putative tyrosyl-DNA phosphodiesterase. The transcript has 6 exons. Gene Ontology annotation, biological process: DNA repair. Gene Ontology annotation, molecular function: catalytic activity; phosphoric diester hydrolase activity. NCBI's taxonomy places the organism in Eukaryota, Metazoa, Nematoda, Chromadorea, Rhabditida, Rhabditidae. Gene Ontology annotation, cellular component: nucleus. The record is from RefSeq and is marked reviewed. Bases 4 to 1359 code for a protein of 451 amino acids.
AAAAUGAAACGGACAAUCCAAGAGACGCCAGGACCCAGCAGCACUACAGUACCACCUCCAAAAAAAUUAAAUUCGCAAAGAAAUGGCUCUAAUUUGGAGCCCGGCAGCAUUUAUUUCACGCCGAUUGGCGGAAUCUCGGUACCCCGUCAAGAAUCUGAAAGCUCACGGUCUCUGGACGAGAUUUUAGCCGACAUUCGGCCCAUCAACUCACUUCAUUUCUCGUUUAUGCUCGAUUUCGAGUUUUUAAUCGGCUCCUACCCUCCAUCACUCCGCGAGUACCCGAUAACUCUUGUAGUCGGAGCCCCCGAUGCUCCAGAUCUCUUAAAAUGCACAAAAAACCAGAAGCUGGUUACAGUAGUCGGCGCGUCGCUGCCAAUUCCGUUCGGGACCCAUCACACGAAAAUGUCGAUUCUGGAAGACGAGGACGGGCGGUUCCAUGUGAUCGUUUCGACGGCAAAUUUGGUACCAGAUGACUGGGAAUUCAAGACGCAGCAGUUUUAUUAUAAUUUUGGAGUUAAAAUUGCGUCUGGCACGGUGCCAAGAUCCGACUUCCAAGAUGACCUUCUCGAGUACCUGAGCAUGUACCGUAACCAACUGGACACAUGGAAACAGCUUCUCCAAAAAGUUGAUUUUUCUCAAAUCUCCGACCGUCUCAUCUUCUCAACGCCCGGUUAUCACACCGAUCCGCCCACGCAACGUCCGGGACACCCACGCCUUUUCCGUAUUCUUUCGGAAAAGUUUCCAUUUGAUGCGAGUUACGAGCACACGGAACGAUGCACAUUUGUGGCUCAAUGCAGCUCAAUUGGCUCACUAGGAUCUGCUCCAAUCAACUGGUUUCGCGGGCAAUUUCUGCAGAGCCUCGAAGGAGCAAAUCCGUCGCCGAAGCAAAAGCCCGCGAAAAUGUAUUUAGUGUUUCCGAGUGUUGAGGAUGUUCGGACGAGUUGUCAGGGUUAUGCGGGUGGAUGUUCUGUGCCGUAUCGCAAUAGUGUGCAUGCUCGUCAAAAAUGGCUGCAAGGCAACAUGUGCAAAUGGCGCUCCAAUGCGAAACGAAGGACGAACGCAGUGCCCCACUGCAAGACCUAUGUGAAAUAUGACAAGAAAGUGGCGAUUUGGCAAUUGCUGACCAGUGCCAAUUUAUCGAAAGCCGCGUGGGGAGAAGUGUCGUUCAAUAAAUCGAAAAACGUAGAGCAACUAAUGAUCCGCUCAUGGGAAAUGGGUGUUCUUAUCACUGAUCCAAGCCGUUUCAAUAUUCCAUUCGACUACCCACUGGUACCGUAUUCGGCCACCGAUGAGCCAUUUGUGACCGACAAAAAACACGAGAAGCCCGACAUUUUGGGAUGUAUCUGGACACCGCCUUAACCCUGAUUUUGGGCUCAUUUUCUGUGAAAAAUUGCUUGUUUUUUUGAAUUGAUAAUCUCAUUUUCCUGUGAAUUUCAUUAAUUUCUAACGCUUUACAAUAAAAUCUCGCUUUUUUCU